Molecule: messenger RNA, 486 nt
Organism: Onthophagus taurus
Lineage: Eukaryota; Metazoa; Arthropoda; Insecta; Coleoptera; Scarabaeidae
Product: Ubiquitin-fold modifier 1
Biological process (GO): protein K69-linked ufmylation
Cellular component (GO): cytoplasm; nucleus
Source: RefSeq, a predicted model, not a curated record
CAAAUUGAAACGUCACCUGUCAUUUACCAUUGUCAACCUAAAACUCGAAGAUUUUUUUAAUGUUUAAAAACAUUAAUAAAUCAUUUAUAAAAACGAAUUGAACCGUAAUAAUCACUCACAAUACAUCUUAAUAUAAUUAUUUGUAAAUAAAACGAAUUUAUUAUGGCUUCUAAAGUAACGUUUAAGAUUACAUUAACAUCAGAUCCAAAGUUGCCGUUUAAAGUUUUAAGUGUUCCUGAAGCUACUCCAUUCACGGCAGUUCUAAAGUUUGCUGCUGAAGAAUUUAAAGUUCCCCCAGCCACAUCUGCUAUUAUCACCGACGAUGGUGUUGGGAUAAAUCCCCAACAAACGGCAGGAAAUGUGUUUUUAAAACACGGAUCUGAAUUGCGAUUGAUACCGAGAGAUAGAGUUGGUUAUUAUUAAUUUUUUAUUAAUUCAAAUUUGAUUUUGUAUUAUAUUUUAUUAAAUAAAUGGAUUUAUAAUUUC